Molecule: messenger RNA, 710 nt
Organism: Spinacia oleracea (spinach)
Lineage: Eukaryota; Viridiplantae; Streptophyta; Magnoliopsida; Caryophyllales; Amaranthaceae
Product: RING-box protein 1a
Exons: 5
Coding region: 98-454 (118 amino acids)
Molecular function (GO): zinc ion binding
Source: RefSeq, a predicted model, not a curated record
AUGUUUCUAAGGACUGAGUAAUGCCCUAAUAUAAUAUUACAUUCAAUCGGAAUACGAAACGACAAAGAGGAGAGAGAGAGAGAAAGAGAAAGCGUCAAUGGCAGCUACAGACGUGUCAACUUUUGUUCCCGCCGGCGAGGGUUCGAACGCUGCUGCUGGCCCAUCUUCAUCUUCCAAGAAACCGAAGCGUUUCGAAAUCAAAAAGUGGAACGCCGUUUCUCUCUGGGCUUGGGAUAUUGUGGUCGAUAAUUGCGCAAUUUGUAGGAACCACAUCAUGGAUCUCUGCAUUGAGUGCCAAGCUAACCAGGCGAGUGCUACCAGUGAAGAGUGUACUGUUGCUUGGGGAGUGUGCAAUCAUGCAUUUCAUUUCCACUGCAUCAGCAGAUGGCUGAAAACCCGUCAAGUUUGUCCUCUAGACAACAGCGAGUGGGAGUUCCAGAAGUAUGGCCAUUAAUUAGAAGAGCUGUAACCUUAGCUUGCUCAUUGGAGUCCACAAAAUUUGAGGGUGUGUGUGUCCAGAUGUGUGGAGAGUGCCUACUUCUUUAUUGUUUACAACUUUCUGUCGCAUGACGUUAAAACUCAACUUACCAGUUUUAGGGUGUGAAUUGUUGGGCAUUGACAACCAUUGCUACUUUCAGAGAGAAAGCUCUAUCUUGUGACUCUUGUUCCAUAUUGCAGAUAUUUCAUCUAAAAUGCCCUCUUUAUUACAA